Molecule: messenger RNA, 4347 nt
Organism: Kazachstania africana CBS 2517
Lineage: Eukaryota; Fungi; Ascomycota; Saccharomycetes; Saccharomycetales; Saccharomycetaceae
Gene: HSL1
Product: protein kinase HSL1
Exons: 1
Coding region: 1-4347 (1448 amino acids)
Biological process (GO): protein phosphorylation; intracellular signal transduction; microtubule cytoskeleton organization
Cellular component (GO): cytoplasm
Molecular function (GO): protein serine/threonine kinase activity; ATP binding; tau-protein kinase activity
Source: RefSeq, a predicted model, not a curated record
AUGCCCAGUUCUGUAAUAAGGAAGCCAAGAUUGAAAAAGAAUACGACUUUAGCUCAGAGUGCUGCAAGAAAAGCCAUGUUAAGAGUCUCAGGUUUAGACCAAGAUUUUACAUCAAAUUUGUCUAAUACUUCUAAUACUACUCCAACUGUCACACAUCUUGAAAGGGUGGUACAAUCCGUCAGUGAUGCUACAAAGAGAUUAUCUCAAGCUGAGUCUACUUUCAGUACAGUGACAAAAUCUUCAAAAAGGAAGUCAAGAGAUACAGUAGGUCCUUGGAAAUUAGGUAAAACUUUAGGAAAAGGUUCAUCUGGUAGAGUUAGAUUGGCUAAAAAUAUGGAAACUGGUCAGCUAGCAGCAAUCAAAAUAGUACCAAAGACAAAAAUAUUUAGAAAACAAAAUGAUAAUAGCUUUCAAAUGAGUUCAUACUCCUCAAAUGAUGAAAGUCCAAAACAUACAAACAAUAAUGACACCUACAGUAAAAUCAAUCCAUAUGGUAUUGAACGUGAAAUUGUUAUUAUGAAGUUGAUUUCACAUCCGAAUGUAAUGGGGCUAUAUGAAGUUUGGGAAAAUAAAUCAGAAUUAUUUUUAGUUCUGGAAUACGUAGACGGCGGAGAGUUAUUCGAUUAUUUAGUCUCGAGAGGUAAACUCAGUGAAAGAGAAGCCGUACAUUAUUUCAAACAAAUCAUAGAAGGUGUCUCAUAUUGUCAUUCUUUUAAUAUAUGUCAUCGUGAUUUAAAACCAGAAAAUCUAUUACUUGAUAAAAAAAUAAAUACAAUUAAAAUUGCAGAUUUUGGUAUGGCUGCAUUAGAAUUACCAAAUAAACUGUUAGUAACUUCAUGUGGUUCCCCUCAUUAUGCGUCUCCAGAAAUUGUUAUGGGUAAAUCAUACCACGGGAGCCCAAGUGAUGUAUGGUCAUGUGGUAUCAUACUAUUUGCAUUACUUACUGGUCAUUUACCUUUCAAUGAUGACAGUAUCAAAAAAUUACUCCUGAAAGUUCAAUCAGGAAAAUUUCAAAUGCCACAAAAUAUUUCAUUAGAAGCUGAAGAUUUAAUAUCCAGAAUUUUAGUAGUCGAUCCAGAAAAGAGAAUUCAAAUUAACGACAUUUUAAUUCAUCCUUUGAUUCGUAAAUAUGAAGAUAAUAAGACAGAUUCCAACAAUGUAUCAAGUUAUAAAAAAUCGAGUAAGUCUAAUUCAAAUUUACAUAUCCUUAAUGACAUGGGGCCUUCUAUUGUUACUCUAAAAGCUAGAAAUGAAAUUGAUGAAUCAAUCCUCAAGAAUUUACAAAUUUUAUGGCAUGGUACUUCUCGUGAGUUAAUUAUUAGUAAACUAUUGCAGACACCAAUGUCUGAAGAAAAACUCUUCUAUUCUUUGUUAUUACAAUAUAAGAAGAAAAAUUCGAUACCUUUGAUACAACAUACAAAUCACGAAGCUUCGGCAUCAAAUUCUCCUGUUUCGCAGUCUAAUUCUGAAAAUGGUGAUACCAAAAGUAUACGUAAACCUACUACAAAUGAUGAAUGGCAUGCUCCAAAGCUCGAUCAAAAAUCUCAAUUUAGUAUACCUGCAUUAGUAAGGCAAGAAUCAGCAACUGAUGUUCCUUCGCUACCUCCAGCAGUAUCUAUCUUCCCAGCAUCUUCUUCAAGAUCAUUUAGAAAAUCCGGAUCAAUUUUGUCAAUGUCUUCAAAAAAAUCCAUUAAAGUGUCGCAUUCUAGGACCUCUUUGAAUAAGAAUCUGCCUUUUGCGAAACCAGUACCUCCUUCGGUUUCUAAAAGUUCUUUGCAUAAAUCUAUGUCUAGAAAAAAAUUGAAUGGGUUAGGUAUUGCUCUAAGAACCUUGAAAAACUCAGAAUCCAAAAGAUCAUUAUAUUCCUUACAAUCCAUUUCUAAACGUUCCCUUAACCUUAAUGAGUAUCUGGUGCCAGAUACACAAACAGAAAGUGUCCCAAAAGUUGGCAAUGAUUUUAUAACUUCUUCAAUUCCACCAUUACCAAAACUGGAUUCUAAUAAUGAAUUUGAAAUUUUAUGUGAACAGAUUUUAUUCGGCAAUGCCCUAGAUGAAAUUCUAGAAGAGGAAGAGAAAGAUGAAGAAAUGGAAACAAAUGACACACUAAGGAAGAUUAUCAAUAAUGAAAAUUCUUCCUCAGUGGGAAAGUUUUCUAAAGAAUCCCUCAAAGGGAUCAAUAAUGUUACGACUACUCCUAAUUCCACAUUCAAUGAUUCUUUCAAUUCAACAAACUUAAAUUCAUUUGAUGAAAAUUUGUUGGAAACUAAUUCAAAUUCCGUACGAAGAACCGUCCAGCCGUUAUCUCUUCUGGAUCCAUCCCGUUGUAACGCUUUGAAAGAUAUAACUAAUUUUAAUACCCAAUCAGUGAGAGUGGAGGGGAAGACGGUCAAAAAGAGUGAUCAUAAUGGUUCAUAUGAAAACAAAAGGAUUGACAGUUCGAGGUUGAAGAAACCAAGUGUGGAAGAAAUGCGCUUGCCGAAAAAAGGUUACACUAAUUUUCAGAAUAUCCGUAUAUCAUCGGCGCCAAAUUCUAACAUGGUUCACCAGUCUUUAGAUCCACGUCGUAACUUUACACAGCCAGAAAAGGCCAAGGUUUCUUCUCUAUUGAAGCACCUAGUACAGAAAUCUAACUCUAACUAUAACUUGGUUGAAAAGAAUCGACCAGGAGAAUGUUUAUUGAAAGAUUCAGAAUCAUCUAUUAAUAGCAGAUUAAAUUCCUCCCGCUCAGAUUACAAUAAAUUCUUUGAUAAGAUGACGCUUCGAACGACUACGACAAAUGCAUCAAUUGAAACUGGGAGAGAUCCUAGUAUAUUAGCCCACUCAAGUACCUUGCAGAAGCCCUUAGUAUCACUUCCCUCAGCCAUGCUGAAUCAGUCAACAACAUUUAGAGAUUUGAGCAAGUUUUUGGAAGACGAUAGUCAAGAAGACUCAAUGAUGUAUCCGACAAAAUCCAGCCAACAGUUCAAUUUCUCUUCGGCAAGGCUUGCGUCAGUAAAGAAAAUACCUCCAUCGAUCAUGCGUCUCGAUCUCCCCACAAAUCAGGAUUUAAAUGAAGAAUACGGUUCUUCUUUCAUAAGUCGUGAUUUAGACGAUAUCUCAGACAUCACCUUUGCAAUGGAAAUGCCAACGAACACAUUCACAGCCCACGCCAUUCAUCUAUCAAACAACAAUUCGGUUGAAGAAGUGGCCUCUGACAAAGAUGAUCUCCGUAAUGGUGAGCACGCAGAUGAUAUUAAACAAAUAUCUGAAAGCGAAACAUUCACUCCAAGAAGAUCAAAUGAAAAUGAUAGAAUAAAUAUCUUUGAAGAUGCCUCUCUCAACUCUUCUUCGACAACCGCAUCAUCGUCAUCCUCCAGAAGGUCAGAAACAAAUGUUCACAAAAAGGUAGUCUCUAUAGACACACUAAAUACAACUAACCUUGUUACUCCAACUACCGAUGUGAGAGUGAGUUUAUACGUAAAUCACAACAAUGCAACUUCAAAUAAGCCUCUUCCUCGUGAAACAACGGAAGAAUUGAUCUCAAGAUUUAAAUUUUUCCCAGAUCGUCCUACUUCGCAUGAUCUUCACAAGAGACUCUCGAUUUUUAAAAGUAACAAUGGAAUUCAUAUGUCCCAGAGUGUUCUUUCGAUGUUUAAAGAUUUGGAAGAAGAUCAAGAUACUGUGGGGAUCUCACAAGCCGAUUUACUGGAAUCUUCAUUUGAUACGAGCUUAAAGAAAGAUAAAAAAACGAAAGACAAUCGAGUAACGCUAUUAUUUGAUGAUGAUGAGAUCAACAAACCUUUAACUGAAACAGAUCCAAAAGAAAAGGUGGAUCAGCAAGAAUAUGCAUCUGCCACUGAUUUUGUUAAUGAGACGAAUAAGAAGAGCGUGGAAGGAAAUAUCCAUUCGAAGAAUGCCAAGAAGAAGGAUUUUGGAAAUAAGACAUCACCAGAAACAAAACUUAUGGUGCGAGCUACAGAUAGGACACAGAAAAAGCAAACAUGGCUCAGUAAGUUAUUUGGUGGAUUUGGAACGCAUUCUCACGUUAAAUUAGUUCAAGAUCAUACUUCGAAAGUCCCCUUCGACGAUGUACACUUGUUGAUGCUGAAUGAAUUUGGGAAAAAUGGUAUUGACUAUCAUUUGAGAAAUCUAGAUAGAAAAAAUGGUACAGAAAGAGUAGAAUAUGACUGUAAAUUUGUUCAAGGAAAUUUCAGAUUCAAGAUCAAAAUUACAUUUAACGGUAAUUCCACAAUUGUAACAGUAAAGAAGAGAAGCAAGAGCAACAAAAAUAAUGAAUUUGUAAGAUUCAAUGACAAUAUUUCGCAGGUUUUAGACGCUCUCGAAAAGCAUCAAUGUUUGAAGACUUGA